UGGGUUUUUUGUUUGAUUUUGUUAUCGUAAACUGCUGCAAUGUUUAUUAAUAAACAAAUAAUUAUUUUCCACUGGUAUUGACCGCCGCGCCGCGUAUCAUUGACUCGAAUACUCGUCAGUUUACCUUGACACCACGCGAACAAUUUUGACUGGUUAUUUUUAUUUUUUUUUUGGUGUUUUAUUAAACUUUAAAGUAUUAUUCUAUUUAUUAGUGUUCAUUAAAUGUUAAAUUUUGUAUAGUUUUUCCUGUAUACUUAAAAAAAGUAUUAGUUAUUUGAUGUUCCUAAUGUCUACGAUGUCUACAAGUCGUAAGGGUCGACCGUCAAAGCGAUGGGUAGUUGUUGUUUUCACUGAUGCAAAAGAUUUUAGUGUUGUACCUGUUAAUUGACUGGGCUUAGACUUAAAUCAGAUAACUUUAACAGAGUAUAACUUAUCAUCAAUUCAAUACUGCAAAUGGCCACCAUUCAAGGUGACUAGUAGUGAAUUGUUAAAAGCUGAUAAUCCAGACGAAACAUGGUCAUUGUACAAAAUAAAAAUUAUUAAUAAUAAAAUAUAUGCAAAUUUUAAGCAGGCAUGGCAUUCGCAAGUAGAAUUGGAGACCUCUGCUGCUGAAAGUGAAGAAGCCACUCCCAAGAAAAAAAAACGUCUUUCAAAUUCAUAUUCAGAUGAAAGCGACAUUGAAGAUAGUAGUUUCUCUAUAAUGCCUGUCAAUGGUAACUCACUUCCGAAAACAGAUAUAUCUAAAAAACAAUUCACAGAGUUGCAAGUAAAUGUUACAGCUAAUCAUCAACUAAAAAUUCCUAUUUUAUCAGCUGAUCCAAAUGAAUUAACUCCAUUACCUUCUGGCUCUAAUAAGGACCAUACAUAUUCACCAAACAGAUACAAUCAGCUGAUUUCUCCACUACCAACCCCACAUUAUUUUGAACCAGUAUAUGAACCUUAUGUUCCCUCAUCUUCAAACAAUUCCCAGUACGACACAUGCAUUAUCGAUAAUAAUAUAAGUACAAAUCAGAUGGUCAGUGACACAUUAAUUCAAAUUCAAAAAGAGCUAAUAUCUAAUAAAUUUUUGUUGAAGCGCUUAUUAUCAAAAGUUGAAGUCUUAGAACUUAAUUCUAAAAAUAAUUCGAACUCUACAACAACCAACAAUAACUACAUUGAUUCAAGUUUUUUAUCGCUAUUUCCAAUCAGAAACAAAGAAGAAUUUUUAUCAAUUGAAAAUAAAAUUAUAAAUGAGCCUGAUUUUAUUUCUAUGCUGGAAUCAUUUAUUGGAAGUAUUGGUGGUUGUGGCACUAAAAACAACAUAACGAGAGUCUUACAAAAAUUAUUCAAUGAUGAAUUUGCUGUAAUUGCUACUUUUACUGGUCGUGGGAAAAAUAUAUCGGUGGCUUUAGGCUCUUCAGAAAUAAUUAAGCUGGUUAAAAAGAUAAUUAAACAAAAUUCGAAACAUGUAAUGACAGAUUCUGAGUACGAAAGUGUGGUUGCUAAUUGGUUAAGGCAUGGAAAUACUAGAUUGAGUAGAAUCAAAUGUAUCAAAUGAUUCAUUUAUAUUUAUUUAUGCAGAUAUUUAUGAUAAUUAUAUA
Sipha flava (yellow sugarcane aphid) is the source of this 1580-nucleotide messenger RNA. RefSeq lists its product as uncharacterized. Lineage: Eukaryota; Metazoa; Arthropoda; Insecta; Hemiptera; Aphididae. The record is from RefSeq and is a predicted model, not a curated record. The coding region runs from base 701 to 1537 and encodes 278 amino acids. The transcript is spliced from 8 exons.